Messenger RNA from Octodon degus (degu), 2482 nucleotides. RefSeq names its product ataxin 10 (gene Atxn10). The transcript is spliced from 12 exons. Bases 121 to 1551 code for a protein of 476 amino acids. Gene Ontology annotation, biological process: neuron projection development. The record is from RefSeq and is a predicted model, not a curated record. NCBI's taxonomy places the organism in Eukaryota, Metazoa, Chordata, Mammalia, Rodentia, Octodontidae. Gene Ontology annotation, cellular component: cytosol.
GCGGGGCGCGUGCUCGCCGCGCUCUCGCUCCUCCGGUCGCCGUCUGCCCCAGCGCAUCCCUUCCCCGCGCGCGGCUUCUCCUGCUCGUCCUCGCCCGCUCCCCGCGUCGCGAGCGGCAAGAUGGCGGCGCCCAGGCCGCAGCCCGCCCGGCUGUCGGGCGUCAUGGUCCCUGCGCCCAUCCAGGACCUGGAGGCCCUGCGCGCGCUCACGGCGCUCUUCAAGGAGCCGCGCAAUCGAGAAACAGCCCCCAGGACAAUCUUCCAGAGAGUCUUGGAUAUCUUGAAGAGAUCUUCUCAUGCUGUUGAGCUGGCCUGCAGGGACCCGACCCAGGUGGAGCAUCUGGCUUCCAGCCUGCAGUUGAUAACAGAGUGCUUCCGUUGUCUCCGGAAUGCUUGUAUAGAGUGCGCUGUGAACCAGAAUUCCAUCAGGAACCUGGAUACGAUCGGUGUUGCUGUAGACCUGAUUCUUCUGUUUCGUGAGCUGCGAGUGGAGCAGGACACCCUGUUGACAGCUUUCCGCUGUGGCCUGCAGUUCUUGGGCAACGUCGCCUCACGGAAUGAAGACUCGCAGUCUGUCGUGUGGGCGCACGCCUUUCCGGAGCUUUUCAUGUCUUGCUUAAAUCAUCCAGACAAAAAAAUUGUUGCCUACUGCUCAAUGAUCUUGUUCACGUCUCUUAACCCUGAAAGAAUGAAGGAACUGGAAGAAAACCUCAACAUUGCAAUUAAUGUCAUAGAAGCUCACCAGAAGCAGCCAGAAUCCGAAUGGCCGUUCCUGAUUAUUACAGACCACUUUCUGAAAAACUCGGAGUUGGUGCAAGCCAUGUAUGCCAAACUGAGCCAUCAGGAAAGGGUGACCCUGUUAGACCUCAUGAUUGCCAAGUUGGCGAGCGAUGAACAGCUGACCAAGGAUGAAAUCUCCGUGUUUCUGCACCACGCCGAGCUGAUUGCGAGCUCCUUCGUGGACCAGUGCAGGUCUGUGCUUAAGCUGACCUCUGAGCAGCACGCUGAGGAUGAGGAAGUCCUGGCCACAAUCAGGCUUCUAGAUGUGCUGUGUGAAAUGACAGCCAAUACUGAGCUGCUGGGCUAUCUGCAGGUCUUUCCUGGCUUAUUGGAAGGAGUGAUCGAUCUUCUGCGAGUGAUUCAUGUAACUGGAAAUGAUGCUCCGGGUAUCUUCAGUAGCUCUGCUUGCGUAAGAGCAGGAGGAGACGUCUCCAACAUGGCAGAGGGGCUUAAGUCUCAUCUCAUUCGCCUGAUUGGAAAUCUGUGUUACAAGAAUAAAGACAACCAAGACAAGGUGAACGAGCUGGACGGCAUUCCGCUGAUCCUGGACAGCUGCAGCAUCGACGACAGUAACCCCUUCCUGACACAGUGGGCGGUGUACGCCAUCCGCAAUCUCACCGAGGACAACAGCCAGAACCAGGAUCUGAUCGCCAAGCUGGAGGAGCAGGGCCUGGCAGAUGCCUCGCUACUGAAGAAGAUGGGGUUCGAAGUUGAAAAGAGGGGGGAGAAGCUGAUCUUGAAGUCCACAUGUGACCCCCCGCCACGUGACUGAACUCUCCAUCCAAAUGUCUGAACUCACAGUCUGUUUUGUGGAAUUUCUGUCCUCUCUGCGUACGAAACCGCCCAUCUGUGAAGACGUCCAGGUCCAAUUUGGGAGCUCUGAGUCCCUUAGGUAAUAGUGCUCAGUGUGUGUGAGCUGCAAGAGAAAGUGCCCGAGUCUGCUUGCUUUCUGCGCAUUUAGUCAGCUGUGUGGUGUGACUUUGUCCCCUGGAUAGAGUGUGCAUUUGCGUCGUGGCCGUACUGAACUGUAGCAGCAGAUAAUAAAUGUCCUCUCGGGCGCAGCCCACUGCCCGAGCCUGGGCCUUCUGCCUGCAUUCUGUGCAUCAUUUCAGAUGGAUGUCAGCCUCGCUCCAUCCCCUCGCCGCUCCUCGUUGGGUUUUCUGAAUGCUGGCAGCCCGCUGAAGUAGUUUCUCACUGGGAUUAGUUCUAGAAGGCUCUUUGCUCCCCUUCUGCCUUUCCAAAACAUUGCCGAGACUCAUUUCCAGUUAAUUAGCUCAACAAGCCACCCUCCUCGAGUUAGGUGCUGCUUGUCACCGAGCCCUGCCCUCUGGAAUGUGGGGGUGAGGGAGCAAGGCGGUGUCCCUUAACUCUUCCCAUCCCCCUGCUCACGGUGAGUGCCUGCGUCUUACCAGCCUCCAGGCCCCUGUAGAGAGCAAAGCGCUUUCACCUGCUGCUGCGUGUCUAGCUUCCCAUCUGUCUGCCUCUUUCUUUCACCUCUUAUCUGAAGUGGAACGGGACAAAGAGCGCUGAUCGUACAGCCCAGAUCGCCAUGAAAUGCCAGAUAGCGAGCCGUCACACUGGGAUCGCCUAGCACGAAACCAGUAGGUCCAGAGAUUUAGGGGAACUCCUGUGUUAAAACGUGUAGAGCAAGCACAAUGGAGACCCACUGAAAAGUUUUACAAGCUAAAAUAAAGGCUUCUAAA